CGCCGCGAGGAGGAGGUGGAGGAGGAGGCGGCUCGGGGAGAUCGAGCAGCGAGCUGGAGCGCGGAGCGUGAGUGAGGGAGCCGAGCUGCCUGCCCGCCCGCCGCCGCCUCCCCUCCGUAAGCAGGAGCCCGGGCCGGGGCCCGGCACGCAGCCCCAGCCCCUCCCUCGUCGUCAGGCCGCGAGGGCAGCGCUCGCGAGCCAGGGGGAGGGAAAGCGAGCGAGCGAGCGCCGGGAGGAGGCGGUCGGACCGAGCGAGCGCCCGCGCGUGUGGCGUGAGGGGAAGCCGCUGCCCGCCCCCUUCGCCUUCCCUUCUCUCCCCCUCCCCACUCCCCCCCCCCUCGACCGCGGAGCAGCACCAUGUCGGCGCCGGCGGCCAAAGUCAGUAAAAAGGAGCUCAACUCCAACCACGACGGGGCCGACGAGACUUCAGAAAAAGAACAGCAAGAAGCAAUUGAACAUAUUGAUGAAGUACAAAAUGAAACAGACAGACUUAAUGAACAAGCCAGUGAGGAGAUUUUGAAAGUAGAACAGAAAUAUAACAAACUCCGCCAACCAUUUUUUCAGAAGAGGUCGGAAUUGAUCGCCAAGAUCCCAAAUUUUUGGGUAACGACAUUUGUUAACCAUCCACAAGUGUCGGCACUGCUUGGGGAGGAGGAUGAAGAGGCGCUGCAUUAUUUGACAAGAGUCGAAGUGACAGAAUUUGAAGAUAUUAAAUCAGGUUACAGAAUAGAUUUUUAUUUUGAUGAAAACCCUUACUUUGAAAAUAAAGUUCUCUCCAAAGAAUUUCAUCUGAAUGAGAGUGGUGAUCCAUCUUCAAAGUCCACUGAAAUCAAAUGGAAAUCCGGAAAGGAUUUGACAAAACGUUCAAGUCAAACUCAGAAUAAAGUCAGCAGGAAGAGACAGCAUGAGGAACCAGAAAGCUUCUUCACCUGGUUUACUGAUCAUUCUGAUGCAGGUGCAGAUGAGUUAGGAGAGGUCAUCAAAGAUGAUAUUUGGCCAAAUCCAUUACAGUACUACUUGGUUCCGGACAUGGAUGAUGAGGAAGGGGAGGGAGAAGAAGAUGAUGAUGAUGAUGAAGAAGAAGAAGGAUUGGAAGAUAUUGAUGAAGAAGGGGAUGAGGACGAAGGUGAAGAAGAUGAAGAUGAUGAUGAGGGGGAGGAAGGAGAGGAAGAUGAAGGAGAAGACGACUAAUGGAACACUGAUGGAUUCCGACCUUCCUUUUUUAAUUUUCUCCAGUCCCUGGGAGCAAGUUGCAGUCUUUUUUUUUUUUUUUUUCUCCUUCUCC
Molecule: messenger RNA, 1285 nt
Organism: Mesoplodon densirostris (Blainville's beaked whale)
Lineage: Eukaryota; Metazoa; Chordata; Mammalia; Artiodactyla; Ziphiidae
Product: protein SET-like
Exons: 1
Coding region: 358-1191 (277 amino acids)
Biological process (GO): nucleosome assembly
Cellular component (GO): nucleus; chromatin
Molecular function (GO): histone binding; chromatin binding
Source: RefSeq, a predicted model, not a curated record